Messenger RNA from Olea europaea var. sylvestris, 2381 nucleotides. RefSeq lists its product as uncharacterized. Gene Ontology annotation, molecular function: zinc ion binding. Lineage: Eukaryota; Viridiplantae; Streptophyta; Magnoliopsida; Lamiales; Oleaceae. The transcript is spliced from 4 exons. The coding region runs from base 294 to 1331 and encodes 345 amino acids. The record is from RefSeq and is a predicted model, not a curated record.
GAAGUGAAAAAUUACGGCUGACUAUUGGAAGUAACGGUCAAAAAGUUGAUUUUUUGGGGUGAAAAAUCAGAACCAAACGAGGGCUAAAUAAGAAAGCCUUUAACGUAAAAAGUAUAGAUUAAUACACCUUGCACUUUAGCUUGAUGAUUUGGAAUCUUCACUAUUUUGAUUUCUUAUUUUGACUUCUGCAGUAUGCUUUGUGCUCUCUGCUUGUAUUUGACUCUUCCCAGAAUCCGAUUCCAAUUGCCUGGGUCAUUACCUCUAGUUUGCCUGGUCAAAGUAUUCACAAAUGGAUGUCGACUCUUGUUGAAAGAAUUCAUCAGAAGGACCCAAGGUGGAGACCUUGUGCAAUUCUAGUGGAUGAUCCUUCUGUUGAGGCUUCAGUUAUAAGAGAGGCCUUCCAAUGCCGCGUUUUAUUAUCCCUUUGGCAUGUGCGUCGUGGUUGGUUGAAAAGCCUUUUGAAGAAUUGCAGCAAUUUUGAUGUGCAGAGGGAGAUGUUUAAGCAUGUAGGCAGGAUUUUGUACUGCUCAAAAAGUGGGCGAAAUGUGGUUGAUGCUGUUGAAGAGUUCAUGCAAAUAUAUGUCGAUCAGCAUGCAUUUAUAGAACACUUUAGAAGCAAAUGGUUGCCAAAGAUAGAAUUGUGGGUCAAUUGUGUCAGAACUCUCCCGGUAGCAAAUCAAGAGCCAUAUGCUUCAAUAGAAGUAUAUCACUUAAGAUUGAAAUCCAAAGUUCUAAAUUUGCUAUGUGCAAAUUCUCAUCGCAGACUUGACUUCUUGAUCCACACAUUAACAACUCAAUUUCACUCCUUGUAUUGGUUUGACCAAUAUAUUGCAGAGACUGGACAUUUUGAAAAUCUGAGGGAUAGGUAUGUCUCGACCAACUCUUGGUAUCAGGCUAUGCACAUCCCUGACGUGGAUGUGCUACUAGACGAGGAAAAUCUCGAGUUUGCAAAGGUCGUUUCUCAGGCAGACAGUACUGUGGCAUAUACAAUUUGGAACCCAGGUUCGGAGUUCGCACUCUGUGAUUGCUCGUGGUCAAUGGUGGGUAAUAUUUGUAAGCACGUGAUUAAGGUUGCAAUCUUCUGUAGAAGUCGACAGGUAGCAAGGCCAUUAUUGGCUGCUCAAGUUUAUAGGCAGGUGUUGCUUAGCCUCCUAGAAAAUAUGCCGGAUGAUCCUCUGGUUCUUGAACAUGCCGUAUCGCAUGUGACGCGGUUGCAACAGGACAUCAACAGCUUGGAGGAAUUGUCAAGUAGCGGAUUAUUGCAGCCACUACCUUCUGAUACAAACUUCCAAAUGCCAGAUAAUCUCCACCCUUUUCCACGGCUUCAUUAAUCUGCGCUUUCUGUCUGAACUUGUAUCAUGAGGAUCCCUGAAAACAUCCAUGUUGAAGCAGAAUAUUUUAUGGAAAAUGGCAUCAUAGGUCCCCAACCUAUAGUCAGAUAGAAUAUGGUCCGCAACCUUUAAAAAGGAGCAUGUUGGUCCUCAACCUAUCAUUAUUGUUUCACAAUCAGACCCCACGAGGGCCAUGCAAUGAUUUAAUGGAUUUGAACGGUUUUGAUUUUUGAGGACUGAUUUUGCAACUAUAGUUGAAAGUUAAGGACCAACUUGUUUGUUGGACUUGGAUCAGGGACCAACUUGCUACUGGGUAAUAGUUUGGAUACCAAUGGCACAUUCUUCUCGUAUUUACUCUCUAGAUUUCAGAAAUUGGUCAGAUUUCAGGCUGUUUUGUGAAUCUUGAGUUCUUCAAAGUAGAGUAAAGAUCUUAAGACUUGUCGUCAUGCAGACCGUGGACGGAUGCAAUUAUCAAAUUGGUGGUGGCGGCAGAUGGAGGAGACGGUGGUGGAGAAUGUACUACACAUGGAAGAGCCGGGGGGGGAGGGACAAUAAAAUAGUUUUGUACUAGGCUGAUACGUGGGGAAAAAAGGGCUGCUCCUCUCCCCUCCCUCCACCCGAGUUUGAUGGCGGAGUUGAAGAAAGAUUACUGAUGGCGGCCUUGGCUUAUUUGUUAAUGAAGGGAGUUGGCGGUGAUGGUGCCUGCAUGGAAAGAGCGGUCGACUGUGAGAUUUGAUGGCCGAGUUGAAGACAAGCAGUCGAGGCAGGUUUGUGGACAUGCUAAUGCAGGGUGGUGAUGGUGGACAUGAAGGUUCUGCACAUGGAAAUAGUGGCUUUUAAAAUUAGUUAAUAAAAUAAUUAAACUUAGCUUGAAUAAUCUAAGCAAAUAAGACCUUAAUCUACGAAUUAUUUUUUUGUUUCGAUAUCAUUACCAGUAUCGAGUCAAUAUACUUUGUUUCGAUUUUCUUUGAAGUAUCAAUACUUUUUCAAUUUAUUACACAUAAUUUUGAGUAGUAGUGGACACAAAAAGAGUGGUGAACUCGUUAUAAA